Molecule: messenger RNA, 1623 nt
Organism: Symbiodinium sp. CCMP2592
Lineage: Eukaryota; Dinophyceae; Suessiales; Symbiodiniaceae
Source: the annotation of a GenBank genome assembly
AUGGCAGUGGGAAAUGAGACUGCGGUGAAGAUCGCAUCAACCUUCUCGUGGCAAGAUGUCUCCAUGACUGUGCAGAAGGGCAAGAAGCAGGAGAAGCAAAUUCUGUCCAACAUCUCGGGCUCGCUCAGCAGUGGCAAGGUUUGCGCCCUGAUGGGCCCGUCCGGCGCAGGAAAGACGUCGCUUCUGAAUGUCUUGGCCGCUCGUAUUCGCUCUCGUGGAACAACGGAGGUGACAGGAAACAUUACUCUGGAUGGUCAACCCAUCACCGGGUCCUCCCUCCGAAAGCGCAUCGCAUACGUCAUGCAGCAGGACAUCCUGGUGCCAACUCAGACGGUCCGGGAGUCACUUUGGUUUUCAGCGAACCUUCGGCUGCCCAAGUCCUACAGCAUGAAAGACAAGAAGGAAUUGGUGGAGAAGAUGUUGGUCGACCUUGGCCUGGUCAAGUGCGCCGACACCUACAUCGGCGACGACAUGAUCCGCGGGGUCUCUGGAGGUGAGAAGAAGCGUACCUGCGUCGGAAUCGAGCUCAUCAUGAAGCCCAAACUGAUCUUCUUGGAUGAACCCACCUCUGGCCUGGAUUCUUAUGCUGCGCACAACGUCAUCCUCAAGCUCGAGGAGCUGGCCAGCAAGGAGGGAUGCAACGUGCUCUGUACGAUCCACCAGCCAUCCUCAGAGGUGUUCCACCUCUUCAACAAGGUCAUGCUCCUGCGCAGCGGCAAGCUGUUCUUCUUCGGUGGUGUGUCUGGCUUGUCUGAGCAGCUGCAUGCCGUCAACAAGGGCUGCCCGAACGAGUUCAACCUUGCGGACCACGUGAUGUUCCUGCUGCAGACAGAGGUCGAGAAGGAGUUGGAUAACAUGCAGGCUAAGAUGAUCAUGGAGACACCAGCUGCGGCAACUCCGGAUGUGCCGCACGACAAGAGCGUGAUGACCAAGACGAUGGAGGGUGCCACGGCCGGGUUCUUGACGCAACUCCUGGCCCUCUCGAAGCGAGAGGCCCAGAACAUCUGGAGAGACAAGCCCGGGUUGAUCGCCUCCAUCAUCAUCCCGGUGAUCCUGAACGUCUUCUUCGCCGCCAUUUUCUACCAGGUGGGUGACAUCACCUUGGACAACUAUGACCCACGCUCCCACUUCGGCGGAAUGACGCAGGUGGCUAUCGGAGGCAUGUUCGGUGCCGCGCAGCCGUUGCUUUUGAAGUUCCCUUUGGACCGCGGCAUCUUCCUCCGUGAAUAUGCGACUUCAACCUACGGUUCUGCAGCGUACUUCCUCUCGAAGACGAUGGUCGAGCUUCCGCAGUCCUUCCUCAAUGCUGUCAUCACCUGGACGGCUGCCUACUUCCUCAUGGGUCUGCGAGGGCAGUUCAUGGUUUACGUCCUCGUCUUCUGGGUCACUGGUGUGGCUGCGGCUUCCACCGCUGUUCUGGUCGGGUGCCUGGCAGCCAAUGCCGAGGUGGCACAGCAGGCCGCUCCCGCCGUCUUCGUGCCGCAGCUGCUCUUCGCCGGCUUCUUCAUCACAACGGAGCAGAUUCCAGCCUGGCUGAGAUGGGCGUCAUAUCUCUGCGCCCUGAAGUAUGGCAUGAACUUGAACAUCCUGAAUGAGUUCGGCUGCAUCCUUGGACCUGCAUGA